Messenger RNA from Miscanthus lutarioriparius, 303 nucleotides. Lineage: Eukaryota; Viridiplantae; Streptophyta; Magnoliopsida; Poales; Poaceae. The record is from the annotation of a GenBank genome assembly.
AUGGCGAGGGCAGCGGCGGCGGCGGCGAUGAUGGUGCUCGCCGUGGUGGCGCUGACGCUGGCGCUGGCCGCGGUGCCGCGCGCGGAGGCCGGGCAGAACUGCAUCUGCGAGUGCAUGAAGCUGUGCAUGCGGACGCGGGUCCCGAGCAUGGGCCAGUGCGCGGGCAAGUGCCGGGAGAACGCCUGCACCAAGAGCUGCGAGGAGGCCUGCACGCUCAAGGGCUUCCCCAAGCUGCCCAGCGAGGGCAUUUCGGCCUGCGAGGUGGAGCCGCUCACCCCCGACGAGGUGCACAUGCUGCACUGA